Messenger RNA from Acanthaster planci (crown-of-thorns starfish), 1979 nucleotides. RefSeq names its product tRNA methyltransferase 6 (gene trmt6). Lineage: Eukaryota; Metazoa; Echinodermata; Asteroidea; Valvatida; Acanthasteridae. The record is from RefSeq and is a predicted model, not a curated record. Gene Ontology annotation, biological process: tRNA methylation. Gene Ontology annotation, cellular component: tRNA (m1A) methyltransferase complex; nucleus.
UGCAUCGCCGUGUUGCGUUAGAUAGUUAGAGCACGUGAAGUGCAAACCAGACACUCAGUGAAAGAUAGUUGGUCAACUUUCCCGAAAUGGCAUCCUCUGAUGUUAUCAAGCAAGGCCAAAAUGUGAUUCUGAAAAAAGGGAAAAGUUUGAGAUUGUAUCAGGUUUGGAGGAAAAGAAAGGUGCAUUUGGAUAAGAAGCAUUUCUACCUGGAUGAAGCAAUUGGCAAGCCAUAUGGGACAACUUGGGAUGUAUGUGGCCACAAUGUUCAGCUGGUAUCCCAGGAUGACGAAGAAGAAGAGACCAGGGAGGGUGGAACUGACAACCGGACCCUGAUUGAUGAUAAAUGCUCACAGAAACUCAGCUAUGAAGACAUACAAGCUCUCAAGAAUACAGGCAAACAUGGAGAGGCAAUUGUUGAACAGCUUGUGGAAAACAGUUCCAGCUUCAAAGAGAAGACAAUUUACUCUCAAGCCAAGUAUGUCAAGAGGAAAAGAGACAAGCAUCUCAUGAGAUUUCAGAUUUUCCGGCCAAACACCAUGCUGUUGUGUGAAAUGUACUCAUCAAGAGCACCGUCCAAAAACAUUCAUCUGCGCAUCGACACCCUUGCCCAGAUCUUGACCGCUGCCAACAUCCAGAGCGGAAUCAAUGUGAUAAUGAUGGAGACAUGUCAGGGGCUUCUGCUGGGAGCAGUCAUGGAGAGAAUGGCAGGUAAAGGCACGAUUGUUCAGAUCCAUUCAGAGCAUGUACCAGUGCGGUUAGCUGUCGAAGCGUACAAUUUCCCUCCAGAUUACAAAGAUACACUGUAUGGAUUCCCACUGGACCAAAUAAGCCUUCUUGAUAUCCAAGAACCAGUUGACAGUAACUGUCCACAACGGAAUACCUGUGAUGAAGAGAGCCACAGACCUCAGGCUCCCAAGAAUGAGGAACAUUGUGAUCACAGUGCAGAGAGCUCGGGGGCAUUAGGGACUGCAAAGGAGAGUAUAACCAGUAGAGCAAGCCAAAGGGACGAGGGUCAUAAGCCUCAGGAGAGAGAAGAGGAACGGUCAAGCAGUGAGGAGGACGACAGCUCCAAUGUGGGAGACUGCGGUGCUGCUCCCGAUGAUCCAGUUGCCGUAGAAACAGACUGUAAAUCAGGAGAGACAGCCACUCAAGGACAGAAGAGAAAAUUUCCAGUGAAUCCUGAGAAGGAAGCUAGGAAGCAAAGAAGAAGAGAAAACUUGAAUAGAGUCCGAGAUCUCCUCCAUAACACAAAGAUGGACGCGUUGGUGAUGGCAUGUAGAUUUCAACCUCUACCAAUUUUCACAGCACUGUUCAAAUUCUUGGCACCAUCCCGGCCAUUUGUAAUCUACUGUCAUUACAUAGAGCCCCUGAUGGAAUGCAGUGAAUGGCUGAGAAACUCCAAUGACGCCGUCAACAUCAGGGUGACAGAAACGUGGCUAAGGGAGUAUCAGGUUCUUCCCGAGCGGACCCAUCCCAGUGUCAACAUGAGCGGCACUGGUGGCUAUUUACUGACGGGUACAACAGUAUCUAAUUCAACCUAAACCCAGAGACUGCACCCAUCUUCUCAAGUGGAUGCUGAAACUAGGCAUCAACUACUAUUAAAGUGAAUGGAAUUUCAUCUGGUUCAUGUAGAUUAUUGUAGUUUAUCAAUAUAUUUAAUAUCCAGAUUUUUCUACAGACCAGUUCAGAAAUUCUAUCCAAGUUCCUCCUACGAAGUGAAACAGACUUUCAGUGGAAUAAAUGUACCUUAUGUAUCGAACACCAGUGAUAGCCCAUCUGGUAAAGGCGUCUCAUAUGCUGCAGGUUAUAAGCACCUACACUAUAAGUUCUGGUGCCACAGGGAAAGUACCUACUGCCAUGUAUUAAUUUGUAACUUCUCAUUUUAUUGUAAGUUAUCCAUGUACAUGUAUAAUUUAUUGUGAGCAGACUGACUCGCAUAUUUUUAAAACUUCACAACAUUUAACAAAAGUCCUUUGGUG